AGCGAACAAAAUACUCAACGGCUGACUCGUCGACUGAGACUUCGUAUAGUUUGAGUCCCAUUACAAACAUGCAGUUGCAGUCAACCUGAUUAUUUGACCAUAUGACAAAUAUUUUCUUUUUCUAAGUUAAAAUGUAUUGUUUAAUAAAAAAAUAAAACGAAAUGUGGAAAAUAAAACUUGAUGUAGUUUGAGUCACGUUAAAGACAUGCAGUGCGUCAGUGCUGAAAUUCUUGUGAAUGUUCAACGGGUGUGGAAAUCUGAAGUUUCUAACUUCAAAUCUCCCAGAUUGCUGCUGCAAGGCCCACUUGCCAAGGUAACAACGAUGACUUGAGACUUGAGAGUGGAGUCAUCCGCCAGUCGAUGACCAGAGCGCACCCAUCCAUCUACGUGGUAAAAUAGAUAAACUUAAUCUCUUUGCUGAAUGAAUUCACAGAUUGAACCUAGUUUAAAAAAAAUUCACCAAGCUGACCCUUUUGUGUGGCGCCCGACACUUAGACGCCACACUAUCCUGUAUGACACCUAAGCAGUCGACGCCACACAAAAAGGUCACGCUGGCGCUUCAGGAUCCACCCCUGACCGUGUGACACCUAAGCCUCGGGCGUUGCACAUGAUGCAGUGUGACGCCGAGGGCUUAGGCGCCACACAUGCAGCUCCGCUACCCGGUGACGACAAAGCAGAAGCAGCAGCCUCCCGACCUGCCUGCCGCGGCGAAGCUCACAAAGGACAGCUUGUCCGAGUCCAAGAUCUGGAUGGUGCCGCCGGCGUCGUCCAGGAAAGGGGACACCGACGCGGACGGGAGGCGCAUGGUGUCGUUCCGGUGGCCGAUGAGGAGCGGCAAGGACGGCGAGGAGGAAGGAGGGGUCGAGCGGAAGAGCGGGAGCGAGGCGGACUGGGGCGACGUGGAGACGGGCAGCGGCGGCGGCAACAGCGUGGUGUCGUCGCUCACGGAGGAGCGUCCGUCGUUCGCGCGGCGCACCCUGCUCUGGGGCGACGUGGAGACGGGCUGCGUCGGUCGGCAGCUUCCAGAGGUCCCUCUUCCUUCCCCGAAGAGGCUCGAGGUUGCCGGUGGAUUGAGCCGAUGCUGGAAGGCAGGGGAUAGGCGUGGCUGCGGACGGUUUGGUCAGAACCGUCUUUGAUCCCAGGUCGUGCCCUCAUCUUGGACCAGGCCUUCUUGGAGCUUCGCCCGUCGGGGCUCUCCCCCGCGGUCCUGAUGCUGCCAGUGGUGAUCUGGGUGCCUCUCUCCAGCACUCUGUCAGAGUAGUUCUCCCCAGCACUCUGCCAACCAGUGGGGAGCAGAGCAGCAAUGAAUCUUCUUCGUUUAGUGCUCUCACCAACCAACCAACCCACACUCACUGAGCGAUCACAGAUGAUGAAUGAAUGCAUCUGUUCGUGCGAGAGCAAAGCAGGGCAUCCAAAGCGUUUCUUCUCCCUCCCUCCGCUUUUGCUUGCUUGUUUUAUUGUUUGUCUUCAUCUUCAGCACUGGCUUUGCUUGUUCCAAGUAAUUAACUAGUAAGUAUUAUGACCAAGUCAAGCCAUUAUAUGUAUAUAUUACUUGUUGUAUAUACUUCCUCCAUUUUUAAA
Molecule: messenger RNA, 1581 nt
Organism: Hordeum vulgare subsp. vulgare (domesticated barley)
Lineage: Eukaryota; Viridiplantae; Streptophyta; Magnoliopsida; Poales; Poaceae
Exons: 1
Coding region: 645-1136 (163 amino acids)
Source: RefSeq, a predicted model, not a curated record